AUGCCGGACCUACCUUCAAACCAGCCAACUAGGCCGGAACUACCUUCCAACCAGACAACUAGGCCGGCACAACCUUCAAACCAGCCAACUAGGCAAGUUCCACCUUCCAUACCGCCGCGAACUAAGCCGGUCCUACUACGUUCCAACAAGCUUAUUAGGCCGGAUCUACCGUCCAACCAGCUUACUAGGCCGGAACUACCUUCCAACCAGCCAUCUGGGCCAGACCUACCAUCGGACCAGCCAACUAGGCCGGAACUACCUUCCAACCAGCCAACUAGGCUGGAACUACCUUCAAACGUGCCAACUAGGCCGGAUCUACAUUUAAACCAUCCAGCAAGACCAGAACUACCUUCCAACCAGCCAACUAAACCGGAUCUUCCUUCAAACCAGCCAACUAGGCCUGAACUACCUUCCAACAAGCUUACUAGGCCGGAACUACCUUCCAACCAGCCAACUAGGCCAGACCUACCAUCCAACCAGCCAACUAGGCCGGAACUACCUUCUAGCCAACUUACUAGGCCGGAACUACCUUCAAACCAGCCAACUAUGCCGGGCCUACCUUCAAACCAGCCAACUAGGCCGGAACUACCUUCCAGGAACUACAUUCCAACCAGCCAACUUGGCCAGAACUACCUUCCAACCAGCAAACUAGGCAAGAACUACCUUCCAAGAAGCCAACUAGGCCGGAUCUAUCUUCAAACCAGCCAACUAAGCCAAAACUACCUUCCAACCAGCCAACUAGGCAAGAACUACCUUCCAGCCAGCCAACUAGGCCGGAAACUUCCUUCCAACCAGCCAACUAGGCCUGACCUACCUUUCAGCCAACCAACUAGGCCGGAACUAUCUUCCAACCAGCCAACUAGGUCGGAAAUACCUUCCAAUCAGCCAACUAGGUCUGACCUACCUUCCAACCAGCCAACUAGGUCGGAACUACCUUCCAAUCAGCCAACUAUGUCGGAACAACCUUCCGACCAGCCAACUAGGCUGGAAUUACCUUUAGACGGGCCAUCUAUGUCGGACCUACCUUCCAACCGGCCCAUAAGGAUGGAUCUACCUUUAAACCAGCAAACCAGGCCGGAACGACGUUUCAAAAAUCAGGGACUGUCAGCAUCAAUACCAGGUUCAGGCAAUUGA
Messenger RNA from Dreissena polymorpha, 1134 nucleotides. RefSeq names its product cell surface glycoprotein 1-like. The transcript has 2 exons. The coding region runs from base 1 to 1134 and encodes 377 amino acids. Lineage: Eukaryota; Metazoa; Mollusca; Bivalvia; Myida; Dreissenidae. The record is from RefSeq and is a predicted model, not a curated record.